Molecule: messenger RNA, 3699 nt
Organism: Orbicella faveolata
Lineage: Eukaryota; Metazoa; Cnidaria; Anthozoa; Scleractinia; Merulinidae
Product: cyclic GMP-AMP synthase-like
Source: RefSeq, a predicted model, not a curated record
GAAAAAGACAUUGCGUGACACAUUGACGCGAGCAGCGUUGUGUAGACUCUUACCGAAAAUGGCAAAUAAACCAAUCAGAUUACAAGAUUAGUAGCAAUUGUGGUAAAAAGCAUAUUGGGGCACCUCUUCAUAGGUGUACAUAACACAUUGCCAAUUUGCAACUGCAAAUGCUGCAACUUUGAAUCGGUCUCAGUUUCAUUCUCUGUCACUCACUUUAUUACAUUCAAAUAAUGGCCGAGAUGUCUGUGACCAAACUUUCAUUUAAGCCUAUAAAUUUUCAAAAUUUAACACUUCUUCACAAGAAUUCUUACAUGUACAAUACAAAUAUAUCACAACUUAAGUUACAAAGUUUAUGCCACCCACAUGCAUGUAAUGUACCCCUUGCAUGGUUAGAACUUAUCAUCCUUGAUUAUCGAUUAAUAAAGUAGGUCAACAGCAACAAAAGUCAUCGAAUGAAAUCAGUCCUAAUCCAAUUUGAAGAAUGAGUUCCAAGAGUGGUUUGAUGUGCAAACAAAGUUCUUCCCAGGUUCCUUUGUACAAAAAUAUCUCUCACUGGAUGCAUAAAGUAACUUCUUCACCACGCAAAAUCGGUAAAAGUAUUUCUUUGAGCUGUAAAGAAUUCAUUGGUGUCAAUGAUGUUCGCCGUGAUCGUCUGGUUUUUCAAACAACUUUUCAAUUCCAAUGGCGAUGACAAAUGCUCCCACUCCCCACCAAAAUCCAGGAAGAAAAUUACGCAUGUUCGCCCGCUUGUUAAUAGCUGGAUGGUAUCUCCACGCCUCAAAUCGCGCCCAGGGAUCUUUUCGAACUCUCGCCUCCUUUCUUUGGGAAUCCAUUUCUCCAGAGAUCGUCGUGAAAAGGAAAGCUUCUACCACAAUUUAAGUUUACUUGCCUCUUCGUCAAGUUCCACUACAAACUGCUUAGGAACCAAGCCUGGCCGGGCCUUCUUGUUUGUCGCAAAGAGUUCUGGGAUACCUGCGAAACAUUUUGUCAACAGAAGUGGCGAGUAUGAGUUGAUAAGUUAAUAUUUGACCAGGUGAGUGUUCUAUAUCUGUGGAAUUAUCGACUGCCAAUGAUAUUUGCACUGAUGAAACGAGGUGGACCUUGCUCUGGCCUGUAAAGUACCACUGUAAACAGCACGACAAAAUUCAAUCCCAGUGGAGACAUGGGAGGGCAAGAAUCGACGAUGAAGAUAAGAGAUGACCAAGUGACGAAGUCUUUUGACGACAUCAGCAGGGCUUCAGGAUCCCUCAGCACCAGUUCCCCGCAGUUCACAUCCACCGACCACCUGUAUUCUGCGGCCUCGGCGCCAGAACUGAGGGUCAACCCCAUAAGACCGAAGGAAUUGCUAAGAAACCUGCGUAAGUACCAUCGGGAAAAAGUCCGUUUGCCAGCUAGCGACACCCAGUGGGCCAAGCAACUCGUUUACAGCCAAACUCAGAAACUGCUCGAGUUCUGCAAGAGAGAGACUGGGGUUGUGCGUAACAUGGAAUACACUGGCUGCAUGUACGAAAGACUGGAAACAAGAAAGAGCAAUGAGUUUGAAGUGAUGGUUGUCUUGAAGACGGGUGACGAAGAUGUUACAGUUGAAGAAGUCGUUCCAAAAUUGUACUCGAAGCUAAAGCUGGUAACAGGAGAAGCCGAUACGAAGCUUGUGAGGUUUACAGACACGUAUGAUUAUCUACGCCCGGAUAAGAUGCAAAACUGGCUUGACAAGCUAGCCCAAGCGUGGAUCGAAAGCACCAAGAGAUUCUCCGACGGAGCGAGAGUGCGGGCGCAUAAGAAUGGGUCAGCGGUCGAGAUGAUCAUCCGGGACACUAACAGGGGAGGCUCUGUAACCGCGCAGCUGAUUCCUUGCGUCAAAGGGGAAGACGACUCUGGAGUUAUGUAUUACUUUGUUCCAUGCGCCUUUCAAGAAUGCACAAAAUUCGAGCUGGGGAGUAACGCGGGGCGUUCGGUUUUAUGGCGGAGAACCUUCUCGCUGAGGGAAAGAGAGAUUCUGUCCACCCUAGAUCGUUCCGGUAAUGCCUGCCACACGGAAUGUCUGAAAAUUCUCAAGUUUUUUUUCAGCUCGGACAGAAAGCUGCGCGUCUUUCCCUUCUACUUGCUGAAAACCGCCUUUCUACAUUAUCGAAAUUUUAGCGAAGAGUGGCGUUCUGAUCAGCUUGGUGAGCGGUUCCUGGGAGCGUUGAGAUACGUUCAGGAGUGUGUUAAGAGAAAAGAUCUGCCACACUGUUUUGUACCGAGUGUUAAUCUUUUGAAAGGAUUGAGCAGCUCGUCCCUGAACGGCAUCGAGACGAGGCUACAGCAAGUACUUACCGAUGAAAAACAGCUCUUUUAUGCAAUUUCUGUAUAAUUUCCAGCUGGAACAUGUUAGGUAGCCCCCACACAUGCAUCAGUUAACUGGCCUAGUAUGAACAGUUUUGUUUCAGCAAAUCAACAAGUCAACUCUCCUGUUUUGCGCUGGCGUCCAGUUCUCUCGAUAUUCUAUCCGCGUGUUCAACGAUCGAAUAAAAAUACGAGAAAGUAGAGGGCUGGGAACAGUCUACAGCAAGACGGAGUUUAUGGAUCAGAGACUCCCCGUGGACGUGCUGUUGGGAAUCCUUGAGCGAUAGAAGGCCAGAAUGCUAACAUCUUGAAUUUGCGAACGGACUUUGGUGCGAUGAUCAGCGAGUUCACCGCUAAGUUCAAAAAUGUCUCUGAAGAGUCUCUCGGCCGGGAGCAAAUGCCGCGUCAAACUUGCCAGGAAAUGUUUUUUCACAAGUAUUUGAUAAUUCUUUUAUUUUAUAAACCAAGAGAUUAUAAUCAUCAUUUUCUCUUGAGAAACCAAAUUCUGGCCUCAUAAUGAUAAUGGUAGUGCACUUCACGGUAGCCUCAUAAAUGCACGAGGUAUUGCCUGUUAUCAUGCAGGGUCGCCAGAAGCAUAGUUUACUUCUGUUCACUGAGCUGAUGCAGAAUCUAAGUUUACUGCUUUCUGAUGGUGUGAUUUUUUUUUUAAUCAACAUGUAGAGGAAAGCAUAAAAAGUUAUGUAAGAUUUUUUGUGCGUGUUGCGCUUUGCCCAAAUGUGAAACAUUUCUUUGUUUGUUGACUAUUUUAAAGAGACUGGAAUGUCGACCGAAAUUUAAUGUUUUCCAUUCGCAACUAUUACCUGUAAAUAAGUGUAAAUACAAAACUUCAAUCCUAACAAUUUGAAUGGAACAGAUCUUUCUAAUUUUGAACGGUUUAUUUGUUACCGAAGGAUGUAAUCUUGUAUUAAUGUCUCAUAAAAUUGUCAGUUAUAGAUUAAUUUUGAGCAAAAUGUGUCUUGUGUGUCUCGUGUCACGGUGGUCCCUUCAAAUAAUAAUUAUCGUGCAAAUUUCCGGUAACUUUUCCACAAUAAUGGUAAGUUUCGUAAUAUAACGCAUAUAAUCAAGAGAGCAUGAAGGGUGAGAGACUUAAUGGCCCAUAUAUGGGCCAUCCCUCUCAAGUUAUUUUUAGAAAUGGUAACCAUGGUAACUAAAGACCCACGAACAUAUUCUGGAACAAAACCCGACUUUAUUGCAUCCUUACCGCUGCUUUCAGAAGGAAACGGCCUGAAACCUUGGUGACCCUAUAAUGACCUAAACUACGCGAUAUUAUAAGUGCUUGUGCGUCUAUUAAAGGAGCUCAGUCACGAUAUUUUGAGUUAUUUUGACCACGUACAAAAUUACAUUUAAAUUGAA